Messenger RNA from Sapajus apella (tufted capuchin), 2402 nucleotides. RefSeq names its product calcium voltage-gated channel auxiliary subunit gamma 5 (gene CACNG5). NCBI's taxonomy places the organism in Eukaryota, Metazoa, Chordata, Mammalia, Primates, Cebidae. Gene Ontology annotation, cellular component: postsynaptic density membrane; AMPA glutamate receptor complex. The record is from RefSeq and is a predicted model, not a curated record. Gene Ontology annotation, biological process: neurotransmitter receptor transport, postsynaptic endosome to lysosome; transmission of nerve impulse; regulation of AMPA receptor activity. The coding region runs from base 253 to 921 and encodes 222 amino acids. Gene Ontology annotation, molecular function: voltage-gated calcium channel activity; channel regulator activity. The transcript is spliced from 7 exons.
CGGAGGCGGCCACGGUCACUGGCGCGGAGCGGUUUGGGCUGGCCGGACGGGACGGGCGUCCCCGGCACCCUAGCGCCGUACCUCCCGCCCCGCACACCCAGCCGGCAAGGGACACUGGACCCGGGUCGGGGAUCGCGGCCGCUCCAGCGAGCCGUGGGCACUGCCACCUGCUCACCUACUCUCCCUGGCCCCAGAGCCCACUCCGUGCUGGUGGGAGCGUGGCAGCUAGCUGCCCAGCAACAGUCCAGGAAGAUGAGUGCCUGCGGGAGGAAGGCCCUGACCCUGCUGAGCAGCGUCUUUGCUGUCUGUGGCCUGGGCCUCCUGGGUAUCGCGGUCAGCACUGACUACUGGCUGUACCUGGAGGAGGGCGUGAUUGUGCCCCAGAACCAGAGCACCGAGAUCAAGAUGUCCCUGCACUCGGGCCUCUGGCGGGUCUGCUUCCUUGCAGGUGAAGAGCGGGGGCGUUGCUUCACCAUAGAGUAUGUGAUGCCCAUGAACACCCAACUGACAUCCGAGUCUACGGUCAAUGUUCUAAAGAUGAUCCGCUCAGCCACACCGUUCCCUCUGGUCAGCCUCUUCUUCAUGUUCAUUGGGUUCAUCCUGAGCAACAUUGGACACAUCCGUCCCCACCGGACGAUACUAGCCUUUGUCUCCGGCAUCUUCUUUAUCCUCUCGGGCCUCUCUCUCGUGGUGGGCCUGGUGCUCUACAUCUCCAGCAUCAAUGACGAGAUGCUCAACAGGACCAAGGAUGCAGAGACCUACUUCAACUACAAGUACGGGUGGUCGUUUGCCUUCGCCGCCAUCUCCUUCCUUUUAACGGAGGGAACCACUCUCAUAUGCUCGUGCAACACUUGGAAGUUAACCCGCCUUUGGAACACAGCACUCCGUGUAGGGAGUGGCUGCACAAGUGGAUGGAAAUAAUCCAGGUUCCCAUCCAAAGAGAAAUGGGAGAAGGAAAAGUCUAAGUGCAAACAAUGGUGAUGCAUUGUUUCCUGAAAGCCUCUACACAUUAAUCCUGACUCCUCCUCUCCCAUCUCUACUCAUGAUGCCAACCAGUGUUGGAAAUGGCUCCAGAAAACCUCUGGAUUUUCCUGUGGUCAGCCAGUGGUGGAAUCUCACCACACUCUUGUUCUCUAGCCACUGGAGAAAGACUCAUGACACAUGUUUGGUCAUGGCACGUGUCUGGAGUAUGUGAUGAGGGGUCAUCUGGUGCAUCCUACCAACAUGACCCCAAGGCAAGUGCUGGAGGAACUGGGCCUAGAUCCUGGAGACAAGCUCAUGUCAGAUUCUGGCCUCCAGAUUCCAUUUUCCUGGCCAACUCCCAGGGCAUCAUGGAGCGAAUGGCCAGUGGGUGUGCCAUGGGAGGUGAGACCCCCCCCCAACAUUCUGAAGCCCAUCAGCUGGAGAGGAGGAAGAGAAUUUCCAUUUGUUCAAGCUGUUUCCUGAAGCACCCUAAGUGUGAGCUUGGGUGUUGAUGGCUGUGUGGGGUGCAAAGAAAAAAAAAGUGUAGUGAGAAUUUUACUUAGAUGCAAAAAGUGUCACCUUGUUUUGCUAAAUCAAACUAAAUCUAUCUGAGCCUCUGUUCACCUGGGUGGUGAGAAAUUCACUGUUCCCCAGGGUUGCAUAGAAAUCCAAUGGGGAGGAGAGGGCAGCAGCUGCCAGGAUGGAAAUCCAAAGUCCAGCAUUGUAGGUGCCAGGGUUCAUGACACCUGGUGUUCCAUGUCCUUGGGAACACCAUCCUGCCACCCCUCAGCCCUGCCAAGGACUCUGGUCUCUGCUGCUCUAGGAACCCAUCAAUUGCACCUCCUCACUCAUUUCCUUCCCAGGUGCAGGGACUGUCCCCAUGGGCUGACUGCUGUUCCUGACCUCCUCUAAGGACUCCUUCCAGUCUGCCAACCCCUUGGCAGGAUACUGCAUAUCCUUCCUCAGUGGGUCCUUAGAAACUCUAUGGUGGGCUUCCUUGCCUGGAUUGGGGGGAAGAAAAAGAGGUAAAAAAAAAAUUAAGUUUUCCCAAUAAUUUACCCUGUGAUCCUAUUAAUAAAUUAGUACUAAUAUAUUAUUUUGGUUAUUGCUACUAUUUCUUGAGCACCUACUAUGUAACAGCUUCUGUCCUGGAGUGUUUAUCCAGUGUGAUUUCAUUUUAUUUGCUUUGAAUCCCAGUGCAGAAUCUGAGUUAGCUACUUUCCCCAGUUCAUGAUGCACAGCCAUUAUUGGUCAACGUAAGUCCUGGCUCUUGAUUUUUUAUUCAUUUAUUUAUUUUUUCCCUUUCCCCUCUGCUGCAUGAGCAACCAUUCAGACGUGUUUAAUAUGUAUCUUUCUUGUCUCUAUGUGCUGCUUAAAUGGAUAUUGUUUUCUGGCAUGUAUAUUUUAAUUUAAAUAAAGGGUACUGCAUUAUACGUGCA